GUUACAGAGAGUAGAAGCCAAUAGCGGGCAACAAAGAGAAUAAAAAGAAGGGAACUUUGCUCUCUUAAUUUAUUUUUUCUCCUUCAUUUCCCCUCUGCUCUCCUUUCUUUCCGUGAUCAUUUUGGGACCACGUUUCCUCCCAGCCAGACCAUUUUGCUCGGUUUGGGUAUUUUUUUGUUGUUGAUUUUUUUUUUAAUUUAUUUUAUUUUCAAAUUUGUGUCUGCGGCAAGAAAUCAGUGUGAAAGCCAAGUGAUCUGGGAGCUAUUGGAGGGGAGGAAGCGACAAGCCGUCUUGGGCGCUAGCUGCUCUUCCUACUGCAGGGGCGGGGGGGGGCUGUGAGGGGCUGGCGGGUCCCAGCUGCAGACAGGGGGUGACUGUAGCUUUAGCCUCCUGGGCUCGCCUCCUCUGUUAGGGGGGCGAGCGGUUGGGGCUUGAGCCUUCUGCUCUGAACCUCCGUGGCAGGGGUCUGUCCUGGUCUCCCCUCUCCUGUGUUGGGGGGCGAGUGCUUGUGACUCCCCCCUCCUGUGGCGGGGGGCGGCUCUGCCCCGGGCUAGGUGCGCGUGUGGCUGCGGCUCUGUCCCUCUCCUGCUCUCUCUGCUACUGCUCCUCGUCCCCUCUCCAGCCCCCCCCUGCGCUUGUUGCUAUGGUGUCGCGGCUCUGCGUGCUGUGGGCAGUGGCAGCGCUGGCGCUGCUGAGCCGGCGGGCGGUGGCGGUGGGGCCGGUGGUGCGGUGCGAGCCCUGCGACUCGCGGGCGCUGGAGCAGUGCAAGCCGCUGGCGCCCGAGUGCUCCGAGCUGGUGCGGGAGCCGGGCUGCGGCUGCUGCUUGACCUGCGCCCUGCAGGAGGGGCGCCCGUGCGGGGUCUACAGCGAGCGCUGCGGGGCCGGGCUCAGCUGCCAGCCGCGCCGAGGAGAGCUCAGACCCCUGCAGGCGCUGCUGGAGGGCAGGGGGCUUUGCACCAACGUGACCACGGGCAGCAAGCUGAGGACCUUCCUGCUGCAAGGAGUAGGACCACAUGUUCCAGGAAAUUCCAGUGAUUCAGAAGAAGACCAGAAUGCCAGUAGCAUAGAGAAUCAGGCCAUCCCUAACUCUCCCAGGGUGUCAGAUUCCAAAUCACAUCCACAUCACACCAAAAUAGAUAUCAUCAGGAAAGAACAAGCCAAAAAUACACAGCGGUACAAAGUGGAAUAUGAUUCACAAAGUACAGAUACACUGAAUUUCUCUUCUGAAUCCAAACAAGAGACUGAAUAUGGUCCCUGCCGUAGAGAAAUGGAAGAUACAUUAAAUCACCUAAAGAUCCAGAAUGUCUUGAGUCCAAGAGGAUUCCAUAUUCCAAAUUGUGACAAGAAGGGAUUUUACAAGAAAAAGCAAUGCCGCCCAUCCAAAGGCCGAAAGAGAGGCUAUUGCUGGUGUGUGGAUAAAUAUGGACAGCCACUUCCUGGAUAUGAUGGGAAAGGAAAAGGAGAUGUCCACUGCUACAACUUGGAAAGCAAAUGAGGGGCUGGUGCCAUCUCCUGUGGAAUCUGUGUGUGGCAGUUCAACCCAUCAGAGACCUUGGAGUGACUGGGGAAAAAGCAUGGACUGCAUUGGACUUGGAGUUACAAGUUCUGCCUCCUACUGAUAUUGGGGGAUUCAUUGACUCUAUGGACUCUGCAGCUGCACCCUGUCACUGACACACUUCCCACUUUCUAUAGAACAUAGGGAGCUCUGAAUUCCCAAGUAAAUCUGCACUAUUUAUCCCCAGAAAGAAAAAAAGGCACUUCAGAAUGGAUUCAGGGAGUCUCCACUGACUUUUUAAAAUAACGGCCUGUGACCAAUUUGAUCCCGAAAGAUACUGUAUUUUAUUUUAAAGAAUUUAUAGAUUGUAAGCUUGUAAAAAUAUUAAAAAAACCCAAGGAUUUAAAGUUUAAGCUUUUUCUAUACAGGUCUGACGGGACACUUAUCUUCACGGGUAAAAUGUUUUAUAAAAAUCUCAAAGAACUUUUUAAAGAAACGUGUUUCUAAAAUAAAGACAUGGCUAUUUUUUUCUGUAAAGUAUAUUAUGAAUAUUCUGUUAGUCUGUAUUUAAUAUAAUUGUUUUUUAAUAAACGUUAUUUAAAUGUAACAUGUGAAUACCAAAUGUUACACAUUCA
Molecule: messenger RNA, 2130 nt
Organism: Malaclemys terrapin pileata
Lineage: Eukaryota; Metazoa; Chordata; Testudines; Emydidae
Gene: IGFBP3
Product: insulin like growth factor binding protein 3
Exons: 4
Coding region: 644-1495 (283 amino acids)
Biological process (GO): regulation of insulin-like growth factor receptor signaling pathway
Cellular component (GO): extracellular region
Molecular function (GO): insulin-like growth factor I binding; fibronectin binding; insulin-like growth factor II binding
Source: RefSeq, a predicted model, not a curated record